Molecule: messenger RNA, 5417 nt
Organism: Gambusia affinis (western mosquitofish)
Lineage: Eukaryota; Metazoa; Chordata; Actinopteri; Cyprinodontiformes; Poeciliidae
Gene: nr2f5
Product: nuclear receptor subfamily 2, group F, member 5
Exons: 4
Coding region: 831-2045 (404 amino acids)
Biological process (GO): regulation of transcription by RNA polymerase II; anatomical structure development; cell differentiation
Molecular function (GO): RNA polymerase II cis-regulatory region sequence-specific DNA binding; nuclear receptor activity; zinc ion binding
Source: RefSeq, a predicted model, not a curated record
UGACUCUGGAAGACGGGACACCCAGUCUGAGGGCGACCCGGCGAGCAGCGCUGCUGUUUGGAUCUGUUGUUUGGUUUGGUUGUCCUCAGCGGACCGUCAUCCUGAAUUCUCGGAGGGAAUCCCGUCUGUCUGUGGUAAAGACAAAACUUGUGCGCAAACUGAAAUCGUUUUCCAGUUCGCUCCGCUGCGCGCAGGACGGAGAGGAUCCAGGAAUCCCCUCUCCUCUCCUUCCUCUCCUCUGGACUCGUACUCUGUGCCGCUGGGACGAAACGAAUCCUGCUCUGAAAGUCGCAAACACGUGGUCAGAAUUAGUUUAAAUUUGUGUUUGAAGAAUCGAUAGCACCCGAACAGAACCGAGCCGGAGGGUGUGAGCUGCGGGAUAAUUGCCGCCUGCGCAGUUUGUGCAGCUUUCUCCCAGUUUAGGAUAAAAACACCCGACAGGAUUCCUGACAGUGUUUUCACUCUGACAGCCAAGCUGCUCACUUGUUGGACUGACUUUCCCGAGAGGUUCCGCUCUGAAGAACAACGUGUUUAUGGAUCGCUGCGCAGAGAGGAACUCCGGGAGUUGUUGGCUCUGCAGUUCGACAUCGAUCAUGUUGAUUCCCCGCGGUUGCUUUGUACUAUAAUAGAUGUUUACACAAAGUAUUAAGUCAUAUUUUAAAAGUGACUCUGUUCAGCUCAGACUAGCUCGCUUUGACCCCUGAGGACAGACGGAAGCGCCUUUUCGCCCUUCCUGUUUUCUGUUUUUCUUCAAGACAUCAGGACGGAUCUCUACCGCGCACUCCGACUUCUUCUCUGAUUUAAACAGAGGCAAAGUGUUUGGGGAUAGCAUGGCAAUGGUAGUAAACCAGUGGCCAGAGAACAUUUCUGCAGAUCCGGGCUCCCAGCUGCAGAUGUGCGGCCAGGAGCCCGGCGGGGGACCGGGGACUCCUAACGGUUCCACACCGGGGAACGACGCGCUUUCCGGGGAUAAGCUCCCCAACGUGGACUGCAUGGUGUGCGGGGACAAGUCCAGCGGGAAGCACUACGGCCAGUUCACCUGCGAGGGAUGCAAAAGCUUCUUUAAGCGCUCGGUGAGGCGGAAUCUGACGUACACAUGCCGGGGGAACCGGGACUGUCCCAUCGACCAGCACCACCGGAACCAGUGCCAGUACUGCCGGCUCAAGAAGUGUCUCAAAGUCGGCAUGAGGAGAGAAGCUGUACAGAGAGGACGCACGUCGAACUCCCAGAGCAGCCCGGGUCAGUACCUGACCAACGGUUCCGACCCGUACAACAGCCAGCCUUACCUGUCGGGCUUCAUCUCCCUGCUGCUGCGCGCCGAGCCCUACCCCACGUCCCGCUACGGGGCCCAGUGCAUGCAGGGAAACAACCUGAUGGGCAUCGAGAACAUCUGUGAGCUGGCGGCUCGGCUGCUAUUCAGCGCCGUGGAGUGGGCCAAGAACAUCCCCUUCUUCCCCGACCUGCAGCUCAUGGAUCAGGUGGCGCUGCUGCGCAUGUCGUGGAGCGAGCUCUUCGUCCUGAACGCCGCCCAGUGCUCCAUGCCGCUCCAUGUGGCGCCCCUGCUGGCGGCCGCCGGCCUCCACGCCUCGCCCAUGUCGGCCGAGCGCGUCGUGGCCUUCAUGGACCACAUCCGGGUCUUCCAGGAGCAGGUGGAGAAGCUGAAGGCCCUGCAGGUCGACACGGCCGAAUACUCCUGCCUCAAGUCCAUCGUGCUCUUCACGUCAGAUGCCAUGGGGUUGUCUGAUGUCGCCCAUGUGGAGAGCAUCCAGGAGAAGUCCCAGUGUGCUCUGGAGGAGUAUGUGAGGAACCAGUAUCCCAGCCAGCCGAACCGAUUCGGACGCCUGCUCCUCCGCCUGCCCUCCCUGCGUAUCGUCUCCUCGCCGGUCAUCGAGCAGCUGUUUUUUGUGCGACUGGUGGGCAAGACGCCCAUUGAGACAUUGCUUCGAGAUAUGCUGCUCUCUGGCUCCAGCUACAACUGGCCCUACAUGCCCACAGUGCAGCGCGAGCGGCCGCUCUCCCUCCACUACAAUGAGAACGGACCCUGAGGCUGAGCAACAGAGGAGAAGCUCAUCCUUCUUUCCUUCCCUUCCUUGCCCGCAGUCCACUUUUCAGCUUUCCCCGAGGAAGCAUCUUCCUCACCAUUCCACCCUUGAGACUCUUGCAACGUUACCAUCCCGGUUACACAAGCCAGCCAAUCGUUCGUCAAUGCCGAUACAGAGACUCAAUGGCCUCUCAAAGUCCCUGAGCUGAUAGAGUGCAGUCUCUCUUUUGGCAUGAGCUGGACAAGUUGCUGCACAGUUCACCAGCAGGUCUGAUGGACUCACUUCAGAUGUCAGUUAUAAAACUGUGCAAACAUUUGCCUAAUUCUUGGUGCUAUGCCUGCAUUUACAGAGCAUGUCUGAACCUGAGCAGGGACUAUGACAUUCGAACUCUGCAGCCAAGAACGCGAGGUCUGAGUGUGUAUUUACUAAAUUUUGAAAAGUAAACCAGAAGCCAUUAAAAGAAGACAAAUGCCAAAAUGUCUUGAACUUUUGCAGAUGACGUUAUAUUGUGUGUUGUUUUAGCACUGUUUGUAUGGAGAGAUAACUCAUGAUUGUGUCCAUAUGUAUAGUAUAUCAUUGAUUCAUUGGCAUCUAAGGCGUCUUUGGGUUCACUGAAUUAAAAAGCUCAGGUUUCUAGGGGUGUGUGGGGGUUCAGACUAGCAGACAUGUCAGUAUUGGGUUCUGGUUGUUCUGCUCCGUUGUCACUUCGACCAUUUCCAGUUUUGAUCACAUCGUACCCAGAUUUUCAUGGAGAAGGAAGGAAGUUAUCUUCCACAGGCCUCUUCUUGUUUGUGUUUAGGUCUUUUGGUGCACACUUUGACCGUCAUAUAUUUAAAGUAAUCUACUGUAUAUUGGAGUUAUGUGACUCCAAUGAAUAAUUUCCAUUAAGAGGUUGCAGAUAGUUUAUUUGGUUUGGUUAGAUGACAUAUUCUUUCAAAUGUUUUCAGAACCAAUUCUGAAAAUUUCAGAAAAUGAAAAUGUCUUUAUUAAAUUCAGGGAUAUUAUGAUAUCAUGUCCCAAUAUUUCUCGUAAUAUUGAUCAUUUUUUUAUAUUUGAGAUCCUGUCAGGUUGCAGUCAGGAGGGGUUUAUUUGAAAAGAUAUGCAUGGUGACAUUCCUGCUGCCACGCAUACUGACUUGUUUUGGAAAUAUUGAUUUGUUUGAAAUAUUGUAAAUGGAGACAGAAGAAACAAGCUUGAUCCACAGGUUCCUCGAUGAAGUACUGAGAAACUAUUGGUGACAUUGGAUUGCAAUUUGCAGCUUACAGGUCACUAUUUAGAAGUGAUAUACAUUUAAUUCGACCGACUUUAGCUAAAAAUCUGAAAUUCUUACAACCUGGAUAAUCCUCUUUAAACACAGGCACUGAAUUACUUUAAAAUCCAUUUGUCGUUCUCAAAACUUUCACUGUAUUUUUAACUACUAUUCUUCAUCAUGACCACCUUCAAUUGGUUCCUGCAUGAAAACUUUACAUAGAGAAGUUGUUUUAACCCAGUUUUCUCAUAAAUGUUGGUAAAAUCUCAUCUCAGAAUGUUCCUGUAAUCUAAAUACAGAGUAUUACCUCAGUGUUUGGUCAUUUACAGUGUUAUUUACCCACAUUUUGAUUCUUGCCUUGGUAAGAAAAACUAAUAUUUUAUCAUCAUCCUUUGAUGCAUCUGAUUCAGUUUGAUAACCAGAUUGCCAGGUAUUUUUGGACAUGACAACAAAAUGGAGCACCAUUUCUAAGAUAGUCACAAAUACAGCAUAGAUGUGCUACUUUUACUAAAUUUAAGCAUCCAUUUGGAAACUUUAAUCUCACUUUAAACUUUGCAGAUUUUCUGUCAACAUUGAUGUUUCUCUCACCUGGCCUGGUGAACACUUGGAGUGGCUCCAACUGACUGCAACCUGACCAAUUUUUUUGAUUAAUUCAGCUGUUAAAUCUUUGGCCCACUCAUAAACGUGUCCACAUUUUAUCCUCAAAUAUGGAAAAAUGCACAGAACGCUGUGAUUUCUACACAAAAGUCCGCACCAAAACCUACAACAAAUCUAUAUUUAUGUAAGCAUUUUUUUUACAAACUGAGCUCCCACAAGGAACAGUAAAAAUAUGCAAAAGUAACUGAACGAGUGAUAAGUGGAAGUAGGCAUGGAUGAAUAGGGAAAACCUAGGAGAGGGUUGGCAUCAGGGAGUCAGCAGAACAGCCAGAGCCCUCAGCGUUAGCGCAAGAACAAAAACAAACCCAACAAAUUCUACACUUAGGAGCAACCUGUGCCAAAGCAGACAUACAUUUAGUUUGGAAUAGAUUUAUGUCAGUUAAAAAAGCAAAUGUAACUUUUUGGUUGGUCUUUAAUUUGACUACAAUUGUUUGGAUCCUCAGGUUAAGCGGAUCAUUUUAUAAAAUAAAAAAAAAAAAAUAAAAAACAACAUCAUACAUUAAAGCUUUGGCACUUGCAUUGAGAUCUUGUCAGACUGGAUACUUAUUCACACUUGUUAAAUCUCAGCACUGGUGGAAUAUUUCUGCCCUGUACCCAUUUGAUGAAAGUACAUAUUUACUUUUUUAAAAGAUUCACUAGAACUCCCUCAUUGAUGCUGCCACUGGAGGCAGCCACGCCACUGAUCAUCAUAGAUGUGUGUGUUUCUUUUUUGUAAUGAUUGUCAGUAUUGGACCUUUUAGACUUUAGGCAGGAAGUGAGUGUCUGGGGGGGGGGCAAUGUACAGAAUUAGCUGUACUUGCCUUAGAACAAAGAUUUGUCACUGAGCAUUUAUCUUAUGACUGUGCCAUAAUCUCUCGUUACCUGUUAUAACAGGUAUUAUGUUCUGUCAGGAGUGGAAAGAAGCUCACAUGAUGCAGAAAUGGAACGUGCAUUUUCAAAAAAGACAUGUAUAUGUGGAUUAUCUUUAUGCAAUAAUUAGACAUUAAAAAAAGAACUACUCACGAUAGAAUUUUUUUUUGCUUCGACAUCAACAGCACUUUUAGUUUUUAGACAUCAUGCAAGUUAUUUUUCCACUUCCGGGUGAUAUUGUUGUGUAGGGAAAAGCCCCUAAACUCAUGUCAUUUGAGCUUAUCAUGUGGAGUAAUGUAUCACUAACCUCUGAAAACCUCAGUCUGUGUUGCAACACUAUCCCUGUGGGACUUAGGACUGUGUUAAUGUAGGAAUACUUUAAGUUUUUAUUAUUUUUCCUUUGUCCUUUUGUUGGAAAAAUUUUGUUUAUGUCACAUUUCCAACGCCACACCGUAGUAUCGACGUCGAGCAUCAGUAUUGGAAAAGCCAUCAGGGACCUGAGAAAGUUGUGUUGGUAAAUAAAUCCACAGAAAGUUUCUAAGAGUUUGUUUUUAUCCCUUUUGCUUUUGUUUGGAAAUAUUGAUUAUCCAAUAAUUGAAAUAAAGUUUUGUUCACACUAA